CUCACCAGCAAGCCAUUCAUUCCAUUGCGCCCGGCACGGGACUCUUCUUUAGCUGCCGCCAUGUCCAAAGACGACGCCGAACCCUCAUACAUCGAUUAUGAAGCCUUUCUCGACCCAGACUUUUCGGCAACGUCCUUUGCCAACACGCUCGUCCUCUCGACUAACAACCCCUCCGACACCCCGCUAGACCUGUCGACACCGCUGUCGCGCGUUCUUUUCGAUGUCCAGGAAGUCGACACACACAUUGACACGCUUACGACCAAGUCGGCAUGGCCGCUGCUAGAACACACGCGCGAACAUGCAGACUCGAGUGCGCGCAUCCUGCACGAGGUGGAAGGCCAAGUCGCCAGUCUGACCGAGUCGUACCGCACGCUGGAAAAGGAAGUCAUUGAGCGGUACGAAGUCGCCGCCCAGGUCCAACUCACUGCCGAACGACUAUGCGAGACGGUCAAGCUGGGGCGUGCAGUAGCCCGCUGUCUGAUGCUCGGCCGCCAACUCGAAGUCCGCAUGGCAGAGCUGGGCGGCGUAGGCAGCGCGAAGAAGGAAGACCACCGAGCCAUGGUGCGCUCUACCGACACUAUUCUCUCCCUCCGCCAGAUUCUCUCUGCCUCGAAACCAGGGGAAGAAGGCGAAGGUCUCGACCGCAUCAACGCAAUCAGCACUCUAAAAGCCGAACUCGUAAUCCCAGGUGAACGCAGCAUCGCCUCGCGCGCCAACCAAGUAAUCAAGGAAUUCUCAAUGUCCUCCCUACUUUCCUUCUCUGCUGCUGCUGCUUCUUCCGCAUCCACCUUUUCCCAAAACGAAGACACAAAAGCCCGCACGACUUCCGCUUUGCAGACCCUCUACUUGUUAUCCCCUUUACCAUCAUCCUCGUCCACCAAGAACUUCGAGCCAAGUCUUAUGCUCACCGCACUCCAAGAUCACGUCCAAACCCAACUCAAAUCCUCGCUCGCCUCGCUCGCCCGCGCUCUAGCUCAACUCCCGUCUCUCGACCGCGCGUUGCUCGAGAUAUCAGCGAGAUGUCAGAAUAUAGUUGCGCUGCAGUCGCUUUUGGAGUCGAUAAAGACACCGGCGCAUCCCCUUCUGCCCGCGCCACUGCAGCAGCAAACGAAUUUACUACAACCCUUACUCCAAGCGCUAGAUACGUCGUCCCUUCCUAGCUAUUUCUGGCGUACACUGGCGUCCAAUAUGGCGCCGAGAGUGCAGGAUUUGAUGAAUAGAGGGGGAGUGUCUGCGCGGAUGCUGAAGAGUAACAAGGAGAAGGUUAGAGAGUUGGUGAGGGAGUGUGUGAAUCGGGGGAGUCAGUUUCCUGGGAAUAGUAAUUUGGCAAAGGGUGCAGGUAGUAGUAGUAAUGCGACAGUGACUUUGGAGAGAGAGGCUGCUGUCAUGGUGAGUAGUAUUGUUGGACAGAUUAAAUAAGAGGCUAUAGAGGUCACGAAGGUCAAAAAGUAACAUCAUAGAAUUGAGGGAAGAGAUGUUUGCAUUGGAAAAGAUGUAUAGACUAGCUUCGAGCUCAUUUAGAUACCAUGUCAGGCAAUCAUUGUUGCUUGAUUGCUCUCAACAGCAGUCAUACCAUGACGCCAGUCGUCAUGCUCGUAAUCCCAUCUUUUCCAGCCGGGCCCGCAAAAGGCUUUUUUUAAAAUUUUACUAUUGAGUAUCAUAUAGACACGAGGUUUUUGUUGUUUUUUCCUUCUACCGGGGAGAGUCU
Bipolaris sorokiniana ND90Pr is the source of this 1708-nucleotide messenger RNA. RefSeq lists its product as uncharacterized. The transcript has a single exon. Gene Ontology annotation, cellular component: COG complex. Bases 61 to 1419 code for a protein of 452 amino acids. The record is from RefSeq and is a predicted model, not a curated record. Gene Ontology annotation, biological process: intra-Golgi vesicle-mediated transport. Lineage: Eukaryota; Fungi; Ascomycota; Dothideomycetes; Pleosporales; Pleosporaceae.